Molecule: messenger RNA, 785 nt
Organism: Acaulospora colombiana
Lineage: Eukaryota; Fungi; Glomeromycota; Glomeromycetes; Diversisporales; Acaulosporaceae
Source: the annotation of a GenBank genome assembly
AUGAGUACCACUCGUUAUGAACCACUCUCGCAAGCGGAGGACACGACUGUCAUUGGCCAUCAUGCAGCAGCCUCGGCGUCAUAUAUAGCCGCGAACCCAUCUUCCUAUCGAAUGAGAGAGGGCGACUCAUCGAGCUCAGAUGAUGAGGAUAUGGGAGAUGAACCCAAGAAUAUUACAGCAGCAUUUGACGAGGAAGUAGAGAGCUACUUGAACCAGGAUAGGAAGGACAGUCGACCAAAGGCUCUCAGGUGGUUCCUUUGGGCAUUAGGUGCAGUUGUAAUAUGCGCAAUCCUUAUUGGCAUCGUUGCCGCUCGUUCCUACAACGGAGCCAAGUUCAGAAUAAAAGGCAGAAAACAUAUCGAGAUGGACCAUGUAUUCAAUGGCACAUUUUGGGCUGACACCAAAACUAUCAACUGGGUCCGAGAGGCUGGCGAUGGUGUAUUCUCUGUGGACGAGUCUGGCGUGAUUUUGCUCGUCGAUCUGAAGACCAACAAGACAAAAACUUUGGUCGAAAGAUCCUCUGUUAGAGACGAACAUGGUCAACCACUCUACUGGGACGACUGGAAACUAUCCCCAGAUGCGAAAUUUGUACUCUUCCAGGUCGAUCGUGUGAAGGGCUGGCGCCAUUCGUCAUAUGGCAAUUAUUAUAUUCACGAUCUUGAGAAGGGCAGUACUCAGCCUCUUGCCCAUCCUAGUAAUCCUCCCGUGAUUUCAUAUGCCACUUGGGCACCGACAAGCAAUGCGGUCGCCUACGUAUCAAAGAACGACCUUUAUGUCACACCUGC